This is a messenger RNA of Melanotaenia boesemani (Boeseman's rainbowfish), 1308 nucleotides long. Its product is annotated as replication stress response regulator SDE2-like. The record is from RefSeq and is a predicted model, not a curated record. Gene Ontology annotation, cellular component: nucleus. The coding region runs from base 42 to 1172 and encodes 376 amino acids. The transcript is spliced from 9 exons. NCBI's taxonomy places the organism in Eukaryota, Metazoa, Chordata, Actinopteri, Atheriniformes, Melanotaeniidae.
GCUGCGCCUGCGCAGUGAGAGUUGUGUCCGACGAAGUCAAGAUGGAGGUUUCUGUUGUUGCUCCGAAUUUCAGGUGGUCUACCUGCGUGUUUCCGCUAGGAUCUUUGGUCAAAGACGUUCUGGACCGGUUCGGUCCGCAGCAGGACUUCUACGUCAUCACUAACUGUCACCUGUCUCACCUGGACGAUCCUCUGCAGCAUGGCUCUGUCUAUCGCCUGGAGCCUCGCCUGCGUGGAGGGAAGGGAGGUUUUGGCUCCAUGCUUCGAGCUCUGGGUGCGCAGAUCGAGAAGACGACCAAUCGCGAGGCCUGCAGAGAUCUGAGCGGUCGACGGCUGAGAGACGUCAACCAUGAGAAAGAGAUGGCGGAGUGGCUGAAGAAGCAGGCGGAGCGUGAGGCGGAGAAGGAGCAGCGGCGUCUGGAGCGGCUGCAGAGGAAACUGGCCGAGCCCAAACACCAGUUCACCGACGCACAGUACCAGCAGCAGUGUCACGACCUGAGUGAGAGGCUGGAGGACUCUGUGCUGAAAGGUCUGCAGGCGUCCUCCAGCUCUCAGGUGAAGGUGGACGAUCCAGCUGUAAAGAGACCGAGCGAUGAUCAGAGCGAGGAGCCGAGGAAGAAGAAGAUGAAGAUGACCACAGGGUUCUGGACCGGCCUGGAGGAGCUCCUGAGCUCAGAGGAGGAGGAGGAAGAUGAAGAGUCUCCAUCCACGUCAUCCUCCAGCUGCAGUGGAGCUGCUGCUGUUGCUACGACGACACAGGAGGAGGCGAGGCCUGAGUCCAGCAGCUUCUUCUCCCAGGACCAGAGACCAGGACCCUCAGAGGACCAGAGACCAGGACCCUCCCAGGACCAGAGAACAGAACCAAGACCCCAAGAGGACCAGAAACCUGCUUUAGGGUCCAGCUGUGGGACCCAGAAGCAGCCGGACCUGUCCCCGACCCAGCAGCCGGACCUGUCCUCUGCCUCGUCGGCCCAGCAGCUGGACCUGUCCUCCUUCUCGUCCACCCAGCAGCUGGAGUCUCUAGGUCUGGAUGUCCUGAAGGAGGAACUUCUGCGUCGGGGGUUGAAGUGCGGGGGAACGCUGUCAGAGCGCGCCGCCCGGCUCUUCGUAAUAAGAGGACUGAGUCCAGACCAGAUCGACCCGGCGCUGUUGGCCAGGCCCAAGAAGAAGUGAAGCAGCGUCAGACCAAGUCCUGUUUCUGACCCGGAUUCGAGAUUAUUGUUUUCUGAUGUUUCAGUUUGUUGUGAAUGAAAGAGAUCGAUCGUCUGAUCAGGUGUCACUUUAUUAAAGUCUUUAUUAAAGUUCUAAU